Messenger RNA from Stegodyphus dumicola, 1746 nucleotides. RefSeq lists its product as uncharacterized. NCBI's taxonomy places the organism in Eukaryota, Metazoa, Arthropoda, Arachnida, Araneae, Eresidae. Gene Ontology annotation, molecular function: nucleic acid binding. The record is from RefSeq and is a predicted model, not a curated record.
UUCGUCAUCGAUGGGGAAAGGAAAGGCUGGGACUUUCUUUGGUCCGGGCCAUGUGAAAAAGCGGCUACAUUGAAGUUCACGUCCUCUUCGGUUUAUAAUCGUAGUAUACGGUGCAAACGUGUUUUGAUGACUUUUGACAAUAUGCUUAAUCAAUUCUGGAAUUAUCAUUAAGUUUUUAAACUAUCCCAUAUUGACUGAGCAUAGCAUCCACAACACUAACAAGUUUUAAGAUUAAGCAACAGGAAGAAGAGCAAAAUGAUGGCAUGGGACUCUGAUAUCAGUCUGAAUUUUGAAGUUCAGCCUAAAGAACGAAACAGUAUAGGCUUAGAAUGUUGGCAAGACAUUAAAAUUUCUGAUAUUUGGAUUCCGUGCCAUGUACUGCUAAGUAGAGGGCAAAAUAAUGACCAGGAUUUGAUUACGGAGAAAUGCACCCGUACUUUGGAAAAAAGAGAUAUAUCACAUAACAGCUUUUCAGUUUAUUGUUGUAAAGAACUUGGAGACAAAGAGUUAGCAGAUUUUAGCUGUAAUUGUAAUAAAAAUAAUUUUCAGAAAAUUGAAUCUAGUGAAGAAGUAUUCAAAUCUACUUCGAGCCUUCAGGAAAGCCAAGAAAGUACAUUUAGCUAUUCUAUUAGAGAACCUGAGAUAAAGGUCAAAACACUGAAAGAUACAGUAGUGACAAAGGAGGAUGCUUGUUCAUACAUUGAGGAAGGAUUAUCAGAUAUUUUAAUAAAUACUUUUAAUAAACAAAAGCUGGAAGAACUAGAAAAAACAAAUGAGUGCGUAUCAUAUACAUAUGACACUUAUUCUUGCAUUGAAAGCAAAUGGGAUGCAAGAACUCAUUCUGGUAGCAGAGAUGAUACUCUGAAUUCUUUAAAAUUGAAUGAAAAUGUUUUAAAUUGUAAGCAGAAAUCACAUGAAAAAAUCCAUUCUCUGAAAAGAUAUGAGACAGGAUAUGAAAUGGAUUUGCUACCAAGUGCAGAUAAAAUUUGUUCACUUGCUGAUAGUGAAUAUAAGCAGGAUAAUUUAGAUAAAGAAGAUCAAAACGAAUUCAGAAAAAUAGAAGUGUGUGUGCAAGAUACAAAUGAAAUUUUCUCUGUUAAAAGUGAAUGCAAAGAAAAAUUUAGUUUUAAUAAUAAUAACAGAUUUAGUUUAAGUGAUGAACAUGUUCCCGAUGUUUCGAAUACAUUUUAUGUUAUUUCUAAAAAGAAAGAAACCAAUAAACCUGAUUUGCCAAAUAAACGAAAAGAAAAAAAAUUACAAAAAUGCAUAGGAAAAGUAUCUUUAGGUGAAUUUUUGUUGAAAGAUGAAAAAAGCAGUUGCUCCAAAGAAGAAGAAAAUGAUGAUUUUUAUUGGCAUUGCAUGCAAAAUAAAUCUGAAUUGUAUGAUUUAUUACAAUUGGAAAGUACAUCUGAAUUUCCUUCACUCUCCGUACAAGAAAAUGUUUGGGCAGAUCCAAUAGAAGAUAUUUUACAAAAUUGUUCAAAAGAAGAGAGUGUAACAAGUAAUAAACCAUUUGACAAUUUACAUGACUUUUAUGAAUACUUAGAUGUAAAUAAAAAUGUAAGCACAGAAUGUUAUUCCGCAAACCAAGAAAAGCAACAGAAAGAAACAGCAGUAGUAAUAAUUGAGAAUAUACCCAUUGGAACUACUACAGAUGAUGUGGAAGCAUUAGUGCUAGGAUAUGGAGAAAUUGAAGAUCUCUCUCUGGAGCCACAUAAGACUUGCUUAAAGGCUGAAAUAAAGUAA